UCCUUCCCGCAGGAGUUUCCCUCACCUGCCCAGCGGCCACCGCCCCAAGCUCCCGCCUCGUUCGCAUAAUCUAUGCGUUGGCCUUAUUAGUAUGUAAAUAUAUGCGCAUACAUUUGCAUGCCGAUGAGGUCAAGCAAAGAGUGGGUUGCGAUCAAAAUGGCGGAGCGGGGCGGGCGAGGUAGCGGCGGUCAUGGCAGCCUGGACAAGAGCAUCACCCUUCCGCCUGACGAAAUCUUUCGCAAUUUGGAGAACGCCAAGCGUUUCGCCAUAGACAUCGGUGGCUCAUUAACCAAAUUGGCUUAUUAUUCAACUGUACAGCAUAAAGUAGCAAGAGUGAGAUCCUUUGAUCAUUCUGGAAAGGACAUAGAACAUGAACCUUUAUAUGAAAUAUCAGUUCAGGAGGAGAUUACAGCUCGACUUCACUUCAUUAAAUUUGAAAACACUUAUAUUGAAACCUGCCUAGAUUUCAUCAAAGACCAUCUAGUCAAUACAGAGACAAAAGUAAUCAAAGCUACAGGUGGCGGCGCCUAUAAAUUUAAAGAUCUUAUUGAGAAGAAGUUGGGGUUGAAAGUAGAUAAAGAAGAUGUAAUGACCUGCCUAAUUAAAGGAUGCAACUUUGUGCUAAAGAACAUACCGCAUGAAGUGUUUGCAUACCAGAAAGAUUCGGAUACGGAAUUUCGAUUUCAGACAAACCACCCGAAUAUUUUCCCGUAUUUACUAGUCAAUAUUGGCUCUGGGGUUUCUAUAGUGAAGGUAGAAACAGAAGACAAAUUUGAAUGGAUUGGAGGGAGCUCAAUUGGAGGAGGGACCUUCUGGGGUCUUGGAGCACUGCUCACAAAAACAAAGAAAUUUGAUGAAUUGCUGCAGCUCGCUUCAAAGGGACAGCACACAAAUGUAGACAUGCUGGUGAAAGAUGUGUACGGAGGGGCCUACCAGACCCUGGGGCUAAGCGGAAAUCUAAUAGCUAGCAGCUUCGGGAAAUCUACUACAGCAGAUAAAGAAUUUUCCAAAGAAGAUAUGGCAAAAAGUUUACUACAUAUGAUCAGCAACGACAUUGGCCAACUUGCCUGCCUCUAUGCCAAGCUCCAUAACUUAGAUAAAAUAUAUUUUGGAGGAUUCUUUAUUCGGGGUCACCCUGUUACCAUGCGCACAAUAACCUACAGCAUCAACUUCUUCUCCAAGGGAGAGGUUCAGGCAUUGUUCCUGAGACAUGAAGGCUACCUGGGAGCCAUUGGGGCAUUUUUAAAAGGAGCUGAACAAGACAAUCCAAACCAGUAUAGCUGGGGAGAGAAUUAUGCUGGGAGUUCUGGUCUUAUGAGUACAUCACCUGAUAUUUUCCCCAUGCAGAGAACAAGGAGUGGUACAUUUGACAUGUUCGAAAUGGAUAGGUUGGAGAGACCACUUGUUAACCUGCCACUGCUGAAGGACCCAUCCACCUAUAUUCCAGACACUGUCGACCUCACAGAUGAUGCCAUGGCCAGAAAAUACUGGCUCACUUGCUUUGAAGAGGCAUUGGAUGGGGUAGCAAAGCGUGCUGCAGCCAGUCAACCAGACUCUAUUGAUGCAUCUGAGAGAGCUGAAAAGUUCCGACAGAAAUACUGGAAUAAGCUCCAGACACUCAGGCAGCAGCCUUUUGCAUAUGGUACCUUAACAGUUAGAAGUCUGUUGGAUACAAGGGAACACUGUUUAAAUGAAUUCAAUUUUCCAGAUCCCUACUCAAAGGUAAAGCAGAAAGAAAAUGGCAUAGCCUUAAAAUGUUUUCAAAGCGUAAUCGAAUCUUUGGAUUCAUUAGGCUGGGAGGAGAGGCAGUUUGCUCUGGUGAAAGGACUUCUUGCGGGGAAUGUCUUUGACUGGGGAGCAAAAGCAGUCUCAGAUGUUCUGGAAUCUGAGCCACAGUUUGGAUUUGAAGAAGCCAAGUCAAAACUGCAAGAACGUCCUUGGUUAGAAGAUUCCUACAGUCAAUGGCUAGAGCGACUGAAGGAGGGUCCCCCUCAUAGAUGUGCCUUAAUUUUCGCAGAUAACAGUGGCAUAGACAUAAUUUUAGGAGUCUUUCCUUUUGUCAGAGAGCUCCUCUCUAGAGGGACAGAGGUUAUAUUGGCUUGUAACUCUGGCCCUGCCUUAAAUGAUGUCACCUACAGUGAAUCCCUGAUUGUUACUGAGAGAAUAGCAGCAAUGGACCCAGUCAUUCAAUCUGCCUUGAGGGAAGAGAAGCUGCUGUUGGUCCAGACAGGUUCAAGUUCUCCAUGUCUAGAUCUAAGCCGCCUGGAUAAAGGUUUGGCUGUGCUGGUCAGAGAACGGGAGACGGACUUGGUUAUCAUUGAAGGCAUGGGUCGUGCUAUCCACACAAAUUAUUACGCGGCUUUGAAGUGUGAGAGCCUCAAGCUUGCUGUUAUCAAAAACUCCUGGCUUGCUGAUCGUCUUGGAGGGAAAAUUUUCAGUGUCAUUUUUAAGUAUGAAGUGCCAUGUAAAUGAUACUGUUCUGGCAAACUGGGUGAACAGGAGCAGCAGAAUGGACUUGCACUAGUUUUACUGUAACUGUAAAGAAUGUAUUUUUAUUACAACAGGGAAAAGAGUUCACAGGAAAUUCCGUAUUUAUAUUGUGCUUUUGUGACUUAAAAAGCAACAAUAUGAUUCAUUAUAUAGUAUAUACAUUCAAAUAUAUAUAUGUAUAUCACUCAUUGUUUAUUUUGGUAAGUGUUUAUUUUAAUGCUGCAGUAUUUGUGAUGAAAAUACUUUAUUUUUUGUUCUGUGAGACAUUCAUAUAGAAAUAUAUUUAAACGUCAAUGAAACCUUUUUAUACAUCUCUGCCUACUCUGCCAGCAAUGACAUGGCCUGUACCAAAUAGUUUUUAAAGUGCUGAAAGAAUUUGACAUUGCAUUUGCCAUGUUAGCUUUUAAAGUUAUCUAAAUUGUUUCAUACUCUUUGCAGUUAGUUCAGUUAAAGGAUUGGUCCACUUUCUAACCUAACAAACGUUGCUUAAGCUGUAUUUAAAAUAGAAAUGUCAUGAUCUGAGACCAUAGUAGAUAUCUGAACAACGCUGGUUUACCAACACUUGAAAGAACUCCUAACUUUUACUACUUCCACUGUUUGUUAACAAUCAAGGAUAUCUAAAUUACCCUCCAAGUGAAUCUGUAUUGCUUUAUUUAGGAACACCCAGCUAUUUUCCUGUCACAGGCAUGUUAGUUUCUGUUACCUUCAGCUAUUUAAUGCAAGGACUGAGAGGAAUCAAUUUUUUUUGUUCAUGCACUGCAGUUAAAACCACUUCUAAGUAAUUUGCCUUAUUCCCCCCCCCCCCCGCCAUCAGAUGUAGAGUACAUAAAUGCAGUGAUUUAACUGUUAAUUUGCAAGCCAGCAUGUGCAUGCAUCAGUCAUUCCAGCUCUGGCAUGAUUUUUUUCUGAAUGAAAAGCAGCUUAAUUGGAGAACUGUGUAAUAUGCAGUUGAGAGAACUGUUCUCCCUAAAUUUCAAAGAUUCUUCUUUGACAACAAGAGAAGAAUAAUCUGAAAUGCUCAUUACUUCCCUUUCCCUGUGGACUUGUAUUUUUUUGUUUUAUUUUUUUCUUCAUGCUCUAAUACUGUUGGAUUUUAAUAUGACUCUCUCUUUCCUAAGUUACUGAUCAGCUUGCUUAGGACAAACUAUCCUCUAUAGCUAAACAGGGGAACCUCUCAUCUUAUGAUCGUAAAUUGACAAAGGCUAAAUAGCUUGCCUACUCAGAAAGGAGGUCCAGAUCUUGCAUCUCUCAGUCCAGUACCUUGGACCAUGGUCUCCUUUUCUCUGGUUUUAGGUGAUUGGAGAGAGUGCAGUUAAGUAAGUCCUGCAUUCUGGGGGUUUAUGCAACUGUUAUGCAACUAUCUCUUCUGAAUCAGAAGUGGCCUUCACGAUGACCAGCAUGUUCCCCCUAGAAGAAGGGAGGAGUACAGUCUAUUUGUAACUAAAACAUUUAAGAGGCAGUUGUUCUUGUAUACAGCACUCACGUGAGAGCUUUAAUUUUCAGAAUGUACCUCAUACAGUAAUUAGUAAGCAGAGGCUUCAUAUUAACCUAUUCCAAGUCACUUCUACAGGCAUUCAUGUACUUACUUACAUAGCAAACUCUACACUAGCACCUUAGCCAUCUCUUUCCUAGGUGUUAACUUCUCCUCCUUUUAGCCAUUGCACUCAGAUUACCUUCUAUCCCUUACCAGUUUAGAUUCCUCCAAGCCCCUAAAUUCUGAUCAGAAGUGGGUGUGGUUAGGAGACUAACAUUCUAGAGUUGCAGAAAAACAUCUUUCUAUGGUGAUGUAGUUCCUAUAAAAUAUAUAUGAUAGAAAACUAAACAAAAAAGUGUUAAGCAUUUGCCUUCCCUGAAGUCUCUUGGCUUUGUCUUGUAUUUUCCUUUAUAUGUAAACGAGUGCAUAUUUCUUCUGUGAAAAUAGAGCAACAAGAUUUCUGAAAAACAAAAGGGGAGGAACACAGGGAUGAGUUGUUCUGUAUGACAGACUCUACAUUUUUAAACAUGCACAACCCAUACAUUGGAAUGGAUAGAGAAAAAGAACACAAAGAUGCACAUUCAGAUGCUGGAGUGGUUUUUUUUUUUUUAUUUCCAUGCAUUUUCCUGCUUGUCAGAGACUUAAGAAUAGCCAUACUUGAGAAUAAACUUGUUAUUGAUGAUUUA
This is a messenger RNA of Dromaius novaehollandiae (emu), 4650 nucleotides long. RefSeq names its product pantothenate kinase 4 (inactive) (gene PANK4). The transcript is spliced from 19 exons. Gene Ontology annotation, biological process: coenzyme A biosynthetic process. NCBI's taxonomy places the organism in Eukaryota, Metazoa, Chordata, Aves, Casuariiformes, Dromaiidae. Gene Ontology annotation, cellular component: cytosol; nucleus. Bases 118 to 2472 code for a protein of 784 amino acids. Gene Ontology annotation, molecular function: ATP binding; pantothenate kinase activity. The record is from RefSeq and is a predicted model, not a curated record.